GUGAUGACUGAUGAUAAGUGGCCAUAGGAGAUGUUCCUCUAUAAUAUAUUGGGCUACCCAUUAAACCUCCACAAGGUGAGAUAUUCAUCACAUGGAGUGUGAGUAGUUGUGUAAGAAAUACGAAAACUCAAUUUUCAUGUUUUGUUUAUAAGUGAUGAGAGCUGUUGAGUAGAAAGUUUUCUUUCUCCAACCAAAACCCCAGUGGGCUUUGAUCUUGAAAUCCUCCCACUCUCAAUAUUCUAUGGGAAAUAUUGCAUAAAUGGUAAGUCGCAACCUUCCCAAGUUCUUCCAUUUCUCCCACUGAAACUCAUGUAUUGGAACUUCGAAAGCGUUCUUCCCCAUCUCUUGCUUCACAAUGAAUACGCCGUUCCAGUGCUUCUCUAAUCCUUCUUUAGGACUUUAUUGGGUACCUAAUCAAGAUUUUAGAUCUGGGUUCAUGGUUUGUCUGGAUUAGUUCUUACCCACUUGUUUUUGAGCAACUGAAACGGCUUUUGUUCUUCACUUAGCAACGAGAACAAGAGAUGCGGAGCUCAAAUCUCUUUGUGAAGUUUGGUUCAUGGAGAGGGAUACGCAGGUUUAUCUUCAUAAUCAAGGGAGAAACGGAAAUGAAACUAGGAAAACUAUAGAGAUUGUGAUCCAGAAGAUUAAUGAAGAAAUGAGAGAGAUAAGGGAGUCGUCGGCAGAGUCCUCUGUUGUGAGAUACAGUGCUUUCCUUGCAGACAUUUUGGGUUUGCUAGAGUCUGCUCAGGCAUCUCUGCCACAGAUUGCAGAAACCCAUCAGAUACAGAAUGGAAUUAGUGCUAUCCAUCCUCUGUUCAAGCCCUCUCAAGAAUCUGAUGAGCCCGGCAAUUAUUUCCUGGUGGAAGAGAUCAGAAAGUAUGUGAAAAUGAAACCCAAUCGAUUAGGCAAACAAAACUUCAUGGGAGCAAAUGGGACCUUCACCAGCAUCGGUCAUGCUUGUUUCUCCAUGAAAGCAGAGCUUGAAGAAUACAUGGAUUACGAUGUGGGGGACAUUUGCAAUGACGAUUGGAAGCUCGCUCAAAAGCUUAUUGUUCAUGGGUGCGAUCCAUUGCCCAGGAGGAGAUGUUUCUCAGUAACUCCAAAGUUCUAUACCAGGCCCUUCGCCAUUAAUGAAUCUCUGUGGAAGCUACCUGACGACCGAAAUGUUCGAUGGAGUCAGUAUAGAUGCAAAAACUUCACUUGCCUGGCUAGGAACAACACGAAGAAGGGGUUUUUCAAGUGUGCAGAUUGCUUUAAUCUGGUGGAUCAUGAGAUGCCCAGAUGGGUUAAACCUGUCGAUGUGAAUCCAAGUUCAAAUCUAACUACAGAUUUCCUUAUACCUGAAGUACUGGGUAUCAAGCCCGGGGAGAUCAGGAUUGGACUGGAUUUCAGUGUUGGUACUGGAACUUUUGCAGCUCGGAUGAGAGAGUUCAAUGUCACUAUAGUCUCAGCCACCAUUAAUCUAGGGGCUCCCUUCAAUGAGAUGAUUGCGCUGCGAGGGCUCAUUCCUCUCUACUUGACUAUAAAUCAAAGGCUCCCCUUCUUUGAUAACACUCUCGACCUCAUCCACACUACGAGAUUUCUUGAUGGUUGGAUCGAUUUUCUGCUAUUAGACUUCGUCUUGUACGAUUGGGACCGUGUUCUGAGGCCUGGCGGUCUACUUUGGAUUGAUGACUUCUUCUGUUUAAAGGAGGAUUUGAAUUAUUUUUUGGAGUCCUUUAAGAUGAUAAGGUACAAGAAGCAUAAAUGGGUGAUUGUGCCAAAGCUUGAUAAAGAUGAUAGAGAGGUCUUCUUUUCUGCAAUUCUAGAGAAGCCACUUAGACCAUUCUGAUAACCACAUCAGAAUUAUAAUUUCGAUUCUGGAAUCUCUUCAUAUAUUACCAUUGUUUAAUACUUCAUUCUAGUAUUCAAAUUGUCUCUUUUAGAAAGUUCUGUUUUCUCAGAAAGGAACUAUGAAAUGGGGAGUUUUGAAAGACUCAAUAGUUGAAACAGAACAGAUGCUCAAAGGUAGUUUCUUCUUUUUUUUUA
This is a messenger RNA of Macadamia integrifolia, 2028 nucleotides long. RefSeq names its product probable methyltransferase At1g29790. NCBI's taxonomy places the organism in Eukaryota, Viridiplantae, Streptophyta, Magnoliopsida, Proteales, Proteaceae. The transcript is spliced from 2 exons. The coding region runs from base 557 to 1831 and encodes 424 amino acids. Gene Ontology annotation, molecular function: methyltransferase activity. The record is from RefSeq and is a predicted model, not a curated record.